Arachis ipaensis is the source of this 543-nucleotide messenger RNA. RefSeq lists its product as uncharacterized. Lineage: Eukaryota; Viridiplantae; Streptophyta; Magnoliopsida; Fabales; Fabaceae. The record is from RefSeq and is a predicted model, not a curated record. Gene Ontology annotation, molecular function: zinc ion binding.
AUGCUUAUGAGGGCGAUUGAGAAGAACCAACAGGCCUCCAGAAACAUGCGGGUUGAGCUAUACGAUAGAGGGAACACAGAGUUUAUUGUGGACGAGAUUGCUCCGACGGGAGGGAUAAUCGCUCUGACUGCAUGUAGGGUAUCGCUUUCGGCCCGGACAUGUGACUGUGGCUAUUUUCAGGCCCUCCAUUACCCAUGUCGUCAUGUGCUUGCAGCUUGUUCGUAUUGCAGACUGGAUUGGAGGACUUACGUGGAUGACGUGUAUCGCUUGACAACCAUCUUCAAUGUUUAUAAGAUGGGUUUCUCCCCUCCGAUGGCAGACGACUUGCUUCCCUUGUACGAGGGUCCUCAAGUUAUCCCAGACCCCGGCAUGAUGCGAGCGACCGUGGGUCGUCCUAGAACUACACGGAUAAGAAACAGUAUGGAUGAGCCCAAACUGGACAGGACGAAGAGAUGUGGUAUGUGUAGGGUUCCAGGUCAUACUAGGAGACAGUGUCCCCUUCGCGCAGGUGCAUCCGGUCCUCAUGAAGGGAGUAAUGCGUAG